UGCCAUUUUCUCUCUCUUCGCUCCAAUAAUCACAGCACCAAUAGAGAGAGAGAGAGAGAGAGGAACCCACUUCAUCGUUUCGCUUUCUAGGAAAGCUUAUAGAGAAAGCGUGUGCUGGUGUUUGCCUCCAGAGAGAGAGGAGUGAGGGGGAUAAAGAAGAAGAAGCAAAAGAAGAGUGAUGAUGAUUAUGAGGCAGCAAAUAACAACACAAAGGAAAAUACACAACAAAGGAAGAAAGAUACAAAAAUACAGAUAGAGAGGGAGAGAGAGUGUGUGUGUGUGUGUGUGUGUCUGUGCGUGGUUAGCUACUGAAGGGUCGUUAUUGCAUUUCUUGCCACUUUUUUCUUAUUUCUUAUAUUUAUUUUGGCUUUUGUUUCUUCUUAUCACUUAUCAGUCUAUCUUCUGCUUCUGCUGCUCCUCGCAGCUCUGUCUGCCACAAUCCAAAAUCUCUCUUAUCCUCCUCAGAGAAACUCAGUCAUCUCUCCCUCUCGCAUACCCAAAGGCCAAAACUACCUCUUUUUUUUUUUGCCAUCUCAGAAAAGCCAAACUGACAGUUGGGUGUGCUGUGAUUAUAUUUUGUUGUAUAAACAGAAACCCACCGCCCAAAACCAGCAGCCAGCAGAACCUUCCAGCAAUGGCAGCCAUCCCAGAGUCCUACUUAGAGAAAUAAAAGGAAGCGAAGCCCACCAUCCCCAACAAACAAGAUCUCUCUUUCACUCUCUCUUCUGAUACAAUUUCAGAGUUUUUUUUUUUGACCCCACCUCUUCACUUACAUAACACCUACAUACAUAUGCAUCCAUAGAUGUACCACUCUCUCUCUCUCUCUCUUUCUCUCUCUCUUAUCUAUUUACUGUCAUAGAAACACAGCGUAGUGUUGGAAUUUUAGAAAUUAUAUAACAAAUAUUUGAAUGUAUAUAUAAAGAUUGUGUCUUUCUUAAAUAAUAUCAAGAAAAAUUCUUCAGUUGUGGCUACUACAAGGAGUAGGCAGCUCCUAUCCGAUUCUGGAGCCUUUGCAGACUGGGCUACGUCCUCUUCUUCCUCAGCCAUCCGUGCCGCUGGCCCGGACGACCUUUCCCUCGGCUUUAAUGCCGGCCCUACGGCCGCUGCCGCCGCAGCAGCUGCAGCUGCACCUGGGGGAGGACCCACCGGCCCAUCUUGGCCUAGCUCAGCCAGACAAAUCAACUAUGGGAUCACUCCCGAAAUGGGCAUGUUUGUUGUUGCUCCUGCUGCUUCCUUUAAUCACCACCAUCACCACCACCAGCAUCAGCACCUGCAUCAGCAUGAAUCGUCCAUUAAUCUUUCUGAUCCAAUCAAUGGCCCGAAUGCUGCUACCACUGCGCUUGGUGUCGGUAUGGGUGUAGGAGUUAUCCCACUUCUCACUGCCGCUCCGUGUCUGUCGCCGCAAAACAUGGAUGAUCAAGAUUUGUUGAAUAAUGGGCGCAACAAGAUCAGUGGAAUCCAGUUCUGGCAAAACCAGACUUCUAAUCACCAUAGCCAAUACAAUUUAAAGAAAACUUCGGCUUCGAUUCUUGACCACAAUAAUUCUUCAGGGAAUCUGCUUCAAAGCGGUAACAAUACAAGCUCUGCUGGUGGUAUUGGCGGUAAUUCCGCUUCAUCUGGCACAACAACUUGUCAAGAUUGUGGAAACCAAGCCAAGAAAGAUUGCAGCCAUAGGAGGUGCAGGACGUGCUGCAAGAGUCGUGGUUAUGAUUGCACUACUCACGUCAAGAGCACCUGGGUGCCGGCGGCUAGGAGGAGAGAGCGUCAGCUAAUGGCAGCUGCAGCAGGAGGUGGUGCUGGUUCUUCUGGGUCUACUUCCGGUGUCAAGAAACCUAGGCUCAUAAACUCACAAACCACCACUACUUCUCAUACUUCCACUUCUAACACUACUCCCCCAAGAAGCUUCGAUACGAGCUCCAGCCACCAAGAUGCAAGUUUUAAAGAUGCAUUGCCGGGGAAAGUACGUGCACCGGCGGUUUUCAAGUGUGUUAGAGUGACGGCAGUGGACGGUGGUGAAGAUGAGUAUGCUUAUCAGGCUGUGGUAAAGAUAGGUGGCCAUGUGUUUAAAGGGUUUCUUUAUGACCAAGGAGUUGAAGGAAGAGAUGGGUUCCCUAAUAUAUCCGAAUUGCAUUUGGGUGGUGGGAGCAGUAGUGGUGGUGGAGGUGACGGAGGAGGGAGGAACGGAGCCUCGUCUUCCCCGAUUAUCGAUCCGACAGAUGUUUAUGGUGCAUCCGGCGGAGGGUUGUUGGGAGGUUCAAGCUAUGGUAAUCCAAUAAAUUGAGGUUUACUUUCAAGGUUUAUGUAUUGACAUUAUUUUAUUAUAAUUUUCCUUAUGUCCACUAAUUACUAUUAAUAGGGUGUUGGUAAGUUGCUCUUCUAGAUUCCUGUCUUGUUGACAUGUCUUUGAAAUUCUCAGCCUCUUGCCUUUGUUUUCUUGUUCUUCGUGCCAAUUUUCCUUCUGUAAUUGCACUGAGAGGAGGAUCACCAAAUGCCAAAGGAGCUGCAUCUUCUCACUAUUAGAGUAAUUUCUGUACCAAAUUUUAGAAAAGAUAUAUAAUAAAAGGGAAAAAAAACCUGUUUUUCUUGAUAA
Molecule: messenger RNA, 2590 nt
Organism: Manihot esculenta (cassava)
Lineage: Eukaryota; Viridiplantae; Streptophyta; Magnoliopsida; Malpighiales; Euphorbiaceae
Product: protein LATERAL ROOT PRIMORDIUM 1
Exons: 2
Coding region: 1202-2281 (359 amino acids)
Biological process (GO): positive regulation of DNA-templated transcription
Cellular component (GO): nucleus
Molecular function (GO): DNA binding; DNA-binding transcription factor activity
Source: RefSeq, a predicted model, not a curated record